AUUGUUUUUGUCCCGAUAGCGUCGCAGUUAGAACAAAGCAAAAUGAUUGAGUCUCGUAGGACAAGAGGACGGAAAAGGAAGGCGGAUCAUUUGUCUGAAGCUUCAUCAGUGCCGAUGGUGUCGGUGUUGGACAUGCCAGCAGUUACGGUGUCGGACGCGCCAGUGAGGUCCGAAGUUGUACCAGUGCCAGUGGUGACGGCGCAGAAUGUGGAUUCGGGGUCAUCUAGGUCAGCGUUGGGGACAGUGUCUGCUGAAAAUGCGGUUUCGGGGUCAUCAAGGUCAGCAUUUAGGACAUUGUCUGCUGAAGCUGCAGUUUCGGGGUCACCAAGGUCAGUGUCUGCUGAAGAUGCGGUUUCGGGGUCAUCAAGGUCAGCGCUUGGGACAGUGCCUGCUGAAGAUCCACAAUGGAAUCAAAUUUCCGAGACAGAUUUAGAUGCCGUUCCCUCGGAUAUGGACCUAGUUAAAAUUGCACAGGCAAUAGGACUUAAUUGGGAGUUACUUGGACUUCACCUUGGACUUUCUCAAGCAAUGAUUGACCAUAUAAAAAUGGACAAUGAUACUUCGCAAAAACGUAUAUAUCAAAUGUUAUACAACUGGCGAGAAGAUCAAGGACAAAAUGGCACUAAACAAAACCUUUUUACAGCCUUUGGAAGUCAGCCGUCAACGAGUAUUGACUGGAAAACACUUGGGCUAUCUUUCCCUGAUGCUCUAAAAUACAAGCCAAGAGAAGAAAGUAAGUACAUAUUAUCAAGAAUGACAUCAAUGCAGAGUUGUAAAAGACUCCUUUUAUUAACUUCUACUUAAAAUAUUUAAAACAACAUCUGUCUUUAUUGCAAGACAUUGAAGCCAUUGAAUUACACAGGUGUAACGUAAUGUUAU
This is a messenger RNA of Mercenaria mercenaria, 879 nucleotides long. RefSeq lists its product as uncharacterized. Gene Ontology annotation, molecular function: protein binding. Bases 43 to 804 code for a protein of 253 amino acids. Gene Ontology annotation, biological process: signal transduction. The record is from RefSeq and is a predicted model, not a curated record. The transcript has 3 exons. NCBI's taxonomy places the organism in Eukaryota, Metazoa, Mollusca, Bivalvia, Venerida, Veneridae.